Messenger RNA from Vicia villosa (hairy vetch), 1110 nucleotides. RefSeq lists its product as uncharacterized. NCBI's taxonomy places the organism in Eukaryota, Viridiplantae, Streptophyta, Magnoliopsida, Fabales, Fabaceae. The coding region runs from base 236 to 736 and encodes 166 amino acids. The record is from RefSeq and is a predicted model, not a curated record. The transcript has 6 exons.
UUACCCAUCUCUCUCAAGCUUACAACCUUUUCACGUGUCUUUCCCUUUCACACACCUGUGUUCUCUUCUGUCUUCCUUCCUCUGUUUUUUUCCUAGGAAAACCAAAUAUCUCAUUUCAAUAUUAUUAUUCAUUCACAAACUUCUUCAUAGGGUCGGUGGUUAAUGUUUCUUUGUGUUCUUGUCUUUACAUAAAACAAAACUCUCACUUUGUUUGAAACUUCGAGGCAAACAAAAUAUGGAAGGAAGAAAGAAAUUGAGUUCUUCUUCUUCAUCUUCAUCAUCUUCUUUCACUUCUGAACUCUUUGGUUCCAUUGAUUUUCAUCCUUCCUCUGCUUCUUCUGGAAUUUUCGACUCUAUUUUUUCUCCAUCUUCAAAGGUGUUUGGAAGAGAGUCUCUGCGUUCUGCACUGAAUGGAAAAACUGCUACUGAAGGAUCAAACUCCAAAAUUGGUACUCAAGAUUAUAUGAGUAAGGGAAAUGCAGAUUAUGUGAUUAAGGGAAGUGAGGGUGAAACUGAGGAGAAAACAAAUAAGGAUAUGAGUUAUGUUUAUCAAGAACAAAGAGUUCAACCAUGUCAGCUUAGUUCAUCAAUCUAUUAUGGUGGCCAAGAUGUAUACUCUCAUCCUCAGAGUACUCGUGGUUCGGGAUCGAACACUAUGUACAAGAAAGAUGGUGGAGAAGAUGAUUCAGGAAGUGCCUCAAGAGGAAACUGGUGGCAAGGAUCUCUCUAUUAUUAAAAGAUCACACACUUGCCGGGAAAAUGCUCCUCAAGGUAAAUAGGAAGAUAGUGUGACAUGACAGUGUUGUCCAUCUUUUCUGACAUGGAAACAUUGUACUCUACUGUAGUGAAUAAGUUGUGGAUGCCAGUUCCUUUCUUCAUCAUCCAAACAACAUAUUCACAAUAUGAACCUAUAGUUAUAAUAUUUCUAUAAGCAUUUCUUUUCACUAUCUUGUACAGAAUAACAUUACUUAAGUAAUGGUAACAUAUAAGUCCUAUGGUAUAAGAAUAUGCUAGGGGGUGAAACCCUAUUUUAGUGGUUUGGUUUCUCCCUAUAUGUAAUGAGAGACUCAUCUAUCAACAAUGUGAUAUCCAUGUGUUUUUGUUUCUGGA